CUGUCAAAGUGGCCGCUGCAGCAGUGCUGCCAGUUGAACCCGCUUCAAAAUUCCCUGUACGCUACGUGUAGAGAGAAAGAGAGAGGGGGAGAGAAGGAGAGAGGGAAACAAAAUAGAACAACACAUCAGCACCCAAAAAGCAUUCCGAUCAGUGCACAUAUUGGCGAUUUUCCCCCGCAGCAUAAAUCGCCACUAGUGUGGCCAAAAAAACAAAAAAGAAAGUGGACAUUUCCCAGCAGCAACACAUACAAAGUGCCACCACACGAUGGUUUUCGGUGUGGUUCCGUAAGAGCUUUGGAGCGCGUGAGUGCAUAUGUGUGUGUGUGUGUUUUUUUGCACCCGGGAGAGCUCAAAUCCAGCUAUUCAAACCAGAUCCCGCCCCACCCACCAUCCCGCAGGAGGUGUGCGUGUGUCUCGCUGGCCUGCAAUGUUGUCAUCAAACACACCCAACUGCCCGUAAGCGAAACAACAAAACAGUCGCCCCCACCUUGCCCGUCUGUUGCUGUUGUUGUUGUGUGUGAGCGACAGCAAGGGACACGUCAUUUUUUUCGCCACACUGACAGGUGUACUUGCAGGCGUGUGUGUGUGUGUGUGUUUUUUAAACAUGUCAGGCUCCUGUUUUGCCUAACGCAAUCGUCUGCAAUCAUUCGAACGAACAGUAGUGGAAAAAGCGGAAGGGAAAGACAAAAGAGAGGAAGAGAGAGAGAGAGAAAUAGUCCUUUUGAGGAUCCUACAUUCCAGCCUGGCCACCACCAAACACCCGAUCAACCUCAAUCAACGCCAAUCCCACACAUACGCGCUGCUGGAAAGGAUCGAACCAGCCGGGUGCAAUCUCUGUGAGUGUGUGUGUGCGGGGGGUCUGGGGCUAGUGUGAGCAGCAUCCAACCGUGGGGAGGGAGGGAGGGGGUCGCGGGAGAACGAAGCAUGAUGUGGCUCGGUGGUAGCAGGUGCCAUACCUUUCCGGCGCUGCUUCUGCUGCUGCUUGUCACGGUCACGGCCGUGGCGAGCGGAGCGGAUGGGACGAACGUGGACAAGGUGCCGCUGAAAGCGGCAACGCCCGGCCAGCAGGAGGACAACGCAGGCGGGGAGGACGGUAAAGCGCGGCCGACGGCGGCACCGCCGACGGGCGAGCGGGUGGAGAGUCCGGUGCCGUCCGGCACCAACCAGCAGCGCAAAGCGGCCGAAGGUUUGAUCGACGGGCUCGGCGGGGAGGAGCGCAAGGGCGACGCGGAGCAGCAGCAGCAGCAUCCGUGGGAGAAGCUGGACCUGGACACGAUCAAGCUGGUGCAGAUAACGGACUUCAGCAAGGAGAAGGACAACAAGAAGAUACCGGCCGUGCUGUACGACAUACUGGAGGUGCAGAAGCGCCUGAUCCAGAACAUCGUGACCGAGAUCGAGGAGAUCGAGCAGCAGCAGGAGGCGGAGGCAGGGGCGCAGGGACUGGGCCCGGACAGUGCAGCCGGGCCGCCGAGCGAGGAGGCGGUCGAGGCGCAGCAGAUCUACGAGCAUGCGAUCGGCGUGCUGAACCGGACGAAGGUGGACCGCCUGCUCGGCCACAAGCUGAUGGUGGAGGCGGCCGGUAAGGGCCACCCGCUCGCCCGCAGCCACGUCGCGUGGGCCCAGCUGCUCGGCAAUCCGGUCCCGCUCGACAUCGAGUCGGCCAAGCGCACCUUUCUCGAGCUGGCCGCGGACGGGCUGCCCGACGCGCAGAUGGGGCUCGGCUUCAUGUACUCGGCCGGCAUCGGGUUCAACGUGAGCCAGGCGAAAGCGCUGCUCUACUACACGCUCGCGGCAGCCGGCGAAAACUCCUGGGCACAGAUGGCGCUCGGCUACCGGUACUGGGCGGGCGUGGGCGUGCCGAACAGCUGCGAAACCGCCCUCGACUACUAUCGCAAGGUGGCGACCAAGGUGGCGUCCCAGGUGACGUUCAGUGGCGGGGCGGCCGUGCACCGCAUCCGGCUGCUGGACGAGGUGGACAACUCCGGGCCGAGCUCGGGCAUCCUCGACAACGAUCUGAUCGACUACUACCAGCUGCUGGCGGACAAGGGCGACGUGCAGGCGCAGGUCGGGCUCGGCCAGCUGCACUACCAGGGCGGCCGGGGCAUACCGCUCGACCACCAGCGGGCGCUGCAGUACUUCAGCCAGGCGGCGAACGCGGGCAAUGCGGUGGCGAUGGCGUUCCUCGGCAAGAUCUAUCUCGAGGGCAGCGACAACAUUAAGGCGGACAACGAGACCGCCUUCAAGUACUUCAAGAAGGCGGCCGACCUGGGCAACCCGGUCGGGCAGAGCGGGCUCGGCAUCAUGUACCUGCACGGCAAGGGCGUCCGGAAGGACACGGGCAAGGCGCUCAAGUACUUUGCGAAGGCGGCCGACCAGGGCUGGGUCGACGGGCAGCUGCAGCUCGGCAACAUGUACUACAGUGGCAUCGGUGUGCAGCGGGACUUUAAGCUGGCGAUUAAGUACUUCAGCCUCGCGUCCCAGUCCGGCCACGUGCUCGCGUUCUACAACCUCGGCCAGAUGCACGCGAUCGGGCUCGGCAUGAUACGGUCCUGCCCGACCGCGGUCGAGCUGUUCAAGAACGUGGCCGAGCGGGGCAAGUGGGCCGACCGGCUCAUGUCCGGUUACCAGGACUACCGGUCGUACCGGUUCGAGGAAUCGUUCAUGCAGUACGCGCUGCUGUCCGAGAUGGGGUACGAGGUGGCGCAAAGCAAUGCCGGCUUCCUGCUCGACCGCGAGGAGGUGAACCUGUUCAAGGACCGCGGCGAGGAGCUAGUGCGCGCCCUGCAGUACUGGGGCCGGGCCGCGGCCCAGGGCUACUCGGCGGCGCAGGUAAAGCUCGGCGACUACCACUACUACGGCAUGGGUACACUGAUCGACUACGAGAUGGCUGCCUCCCACUACAGGAUGGCUUCCGAGCAGCAGAACAACGCGCAAGCGAUGUUCAAUCUCGGCUACAUGCACGAGCAGGGGCUCGGUAUGAAGAAGGACAUUCAUCUGGCGAAGCGGUGCUACGAUUUGGCCGCGGACUCGAGCGUCGACGCGAAGGUCCCGGUAACGCUGGCCCUCAUCAAGCUGCAGCUGCUCUUCAAGCUGGAAUCACUGAAAGAGACGCCGUUGAAAAUCAUCUUCAACCUGGAUGAAAAUAUUGCCUCGAACUGGGACCUGUACCUGAUCACGGUCAUCACGAUACUGUGCGGUGCGGUGCUGUACUUCCGGCGCCCAGUACCGCGUGCCCCACCGGCACCGAACCAAACCGGUGCCGCCACCACCACUGGUGGCAGCAGCCAGCAGGCACCGCCGUCCCCGGCCAGGACCGACCGCGAUGACGCACCAGCAACGCCCGCCGCCCCGUCCGGGUCCACCGGCGAGCAGGAGCACCGGGCAGCUGCCAGCGCCAGAAAUGCAACAGCAGAAAACCGGGCAAAUCGCAAUACCGAGCCAGCAGAUGCCACGUUAAAUGAAAACGUUGAGUAGAGAGGCACAUAUAGAGUACGGCCGAGAGAGAGAGAGAGAUAGAGAGGAAAGUAAGAGCCAACUUUAAACUAUUGUAAAUAAAUGUGAUAUUACCUUUUGUUUCAAAAUAGUUAUCACACAAACAACACACACACACAUAGUCACACCGACACAGCUGUAAGGUAAAUGAAGAGAAUCACUCGUGUGUAA
This is a messenger RNA of Anopheles gambiae (African malaria mosquito), 3663 nucleotides long. RefSeq names its product protein sel-1 homolog 1 (gene Hrd3). The transcript is spliced from 4 exons. Gene Ontology annotation, molecular function: protein binding. NCBI's taxonomy places the organism in Eukaryota, Metazoa, Arthropoda, Insecta, Diptera, Culicidae. Gene Ontology annotation, cellular component: endoplasmic reticulum membrane. Gene Ontology annotation, biological process: ERAD pathway. Bases 925 to 3474 code for a protein of 849 amino acids. The record is from RefSeq and is a predicted model, not a curated record.